Messenger RNA from Pyricularia pennisetigena, 1869 nucleotides. RefSeq lists its product as uncharacterized. Lineage: Eukaryota; Fungi; Ascomycota; Sordariomycetes; Magnaporthales; Pyriculariaceae. The transcript has a single exon. The record is from RefSeq and is a predicted model, not a curated record. The coding region runs from base 1 to 1869 and encodes 622 amino acids.
AUGUCUAGUAGCGACAGAGCUCAUGUCUAUGGGCGACAGCCUGCAUACUGUGAAGAUGCAGAUCAAAACGACAACGGCAUCGAAGGCACCAAAGUUGCUGCCUCGGUCGCACCUGGAAGCCCCGGCAGGGAAAUCUCCAACACUAGAAGGGCACGGAGUAACAGGUCCCUGCCAGAGCCGCCAUCGCCUCAUGCUUUGUCCGACGACAGCUCAGUCACAUCCAGCAGUGGAAGCGGGAGCGGGAGUUCUGCUACCGACCAGCGGACCCAUCGGAAUGCCGAUGUCAGCAGGCGCAAGUCGACCAGGGAUCAUCCCAAAUCACCAACGUCGAAGCGAGUGACUUAUGACGAGGGCUCGUCCAGAUAUUACAGCGCCGCCCCCGAAGGACAUGGCUCAAGGUCUCGGAGAUCAUUACAUCAGGAAGACGCCGCUUGGUACGGCCGAAGCCCAGUUGAUGCCGACCCCUUGAUAAUGCCAGGUGUCUCACGCCCACGUGCUGGUACUGGGGAUCUCUCAUAUCGUCAUUCCAGCUACCACGUAAACACUACCUCGCGGCCACCACUGGCCAACGCGAGGUAUGCAACGCAGUAUUCCAUUCCUGCAAAUCAGAUGCCACCGGGACAUCCAAUGGCCGGGUCUUUCCCACCCCCUCCGUAUCUGCCAGCACCGGGUCCCCAGCCGCCGUGGGGGAAUCCCCAUCUCGUACAGCAGAUACAUCCGCCACCGCUGCCGCCGCCGUUGAUGGGAGAAUACUUUCCGCCGCCACCAACUCGGUCUCUAGAAAGUCGUUUCGAAUCCAUGUCAAUGGGACCCGGUCGCUCUGCAUCCGCAAUGGGUCACCGCCAGGUUCGCUAUGAUGAUGGGCGUUACGACCAGGAGAAUCGUAAUCCGGCCGUUUCCAUUCAGCGUCGAUCAUCUGCAAAGACGAAAAAGCGGGAUGAACAGCCCAGGUUGGAUGCCAGGUUGGAGGACAGGCUGCGAAUGCCACCACCUCCGCCGCCUAGGCCACACUCAACCGCCCCCAGACACAUAUCCACCGGCCCUUUUCGCCCGCCUUCUCGAGGGCCCAGCGAUAAUAAUCCCUUCACCCCUCGCAUGCAGACAUCUGCAGAGCUCGAGCCGUUCAACUAUGCUCAAGAACGUUCCAGGAUGCGGCGCCCCAGCGUCAGUAGUCGACCGAUGAGUUACGAUCAUGGGGCUUACCAAACCGAGGUAGCUACCACAAGGUCUGAUCGAAACCGCCGGAACUCUUACUAUGGCGGAGCUCCGCUUGAGAACAAGAUGGCAGAGAAAAUUGCUGCUGCACAUGCCUAUCAAGAUUUCGUCGAAGGCGGGCCCGCACCCGCACUGACAGCCGAGGCAUUGCGAAAGGCUGAGCGGCGGUCACGUCCUGCUCCUAGCAGCCACUCGACACGCAGCUCUGGCAGUCGCGAGGAGAGCGACUUUGUGCAGAAGUCUGCCACUACUCGGACUACGCGGUACACCGAGGAAAACGAUGAUUUCACCGUUCGAGUUGUUGGGGCCGCUACGCUCAAGAUGGGCGGUGCCGAGUUGCAGUGCAAAGAGGGUGCCGAGAUCAACUUCUCGAGGGGCAAUUCCACCGCCGCCGGCGAAGGCAGCGACAGGUCCAGCUAUGUGGAUCCGGCUGACGAUCGCAGAGUUAGCAGGUCCGGCAGGACGGCGACGUCUUACAGGCCCCGUACAUCUUCUCAGGCCGGUUCCUACGGUAGAGCUGGUGGCUAUGACGGCUAUCUGGAGUAUGAUAGACAGCCAGCAACGUACCAACACCGCAUGCCGCCACUGCCUCCUCCACCCGAUUCUGGAAACUCCUACGCCCACUACAGCGCAUACGAACAUAAUUUUGUCUGA